AUGCUCAGGCCAGCCACUGUCGACCCAGAUGUUCUCCAUGAGAGGAGAGAGCAGGAUAAGGUCUUUGCCUUACUACUUACCCUUAACCCAGGAACUGAAGGAAGGGCCAACUACUCGGGUGACAUUGGAGAAACAUCCAACCGCUCUCAAGCUGUUGAGGAGAAGAAGCAGGGCCAUGAUGAUACCAUCAAGAAGUCUGACAUUGAGGCUCUCAUCAAAGCUCUUAAGGAGUCCGGUAACACCCUUGGAACUUCUCUUAAUGCUACUUAUCACACGCCUAGAGGUCUCUUUACUUCGUAUCAAGUAGCUCACCAAACUGAGAGAGUUAAGCCUUUAGUUAUAGACUCAGGCGCCUCUCACCAUAUGAUAAGUGAUGUUAACUUGAUUAGUAACAUAGAACCUGUGAUAGGCAAUGUGAUGAUAGCUAAUGGUGAUAAAAUUCCAAUUAAGGGAGUAGGAACACUUAAGCUGUUUGAUAAAGACUCUAAAGCUUUCUAUAUGCCUACUUUUGCCUCUAACCUUCUUUCUGUAAAAAGGGCUACUACUGAUCUAAAUUGUAAUGUCAUAUUUAGUCCUAAUGAAGUUGUGUUUCAGGAUAUUGAGACUCUUAAGUUGAUUGGCAAAGGUGUGACAAAGGGAGAUCUCUACCUUCUUGAAGACGCCAAGACUCCUUCUUAUUUAUCUUCAGCUUUUAGUUCAAUUCCUGUCUUAGAUCAUGAUGCAUUGUGGCAUGCUAGGCUAGGCCAUCCUCAUUCCCGUGCACUGAACUUGUUGUUACCUGAUAUUUCUUUUAAAAAUGAUGGCUGUGAAGCUUGUAUCCUUGGUAAACAUUGCAAGACCAAUGGAGUGGCUGAGAGGAAAAACCGGCACCUUAUGGGCGUGGCCAGAUCCAUGAUGUUUCAGACCAAUGUUCCUAAGCGGUUCUGGAGUGAUGCAGUCAUGACAGCAUGUUAUCUGAUCAACCGUACUCCAACCAGAAUCCUUGGUGACCUCACACCAUAUGAGCCAGAUGGACAGAGAAACAAGCUUGAGCCACGGAGCACCAAGGCAGUCUUUCUUGGCUAUUCCACUACCCAAAAGGGGUAUAAAUGCUAUGUUCCAGAGGCCAGGAAGGUCUUAGUCUCCAGAGAUGUGAAGUUUGUGGAAUCCAGAGGAUACUUUGAGAAGAAAAGUUGGGAUGAGCUAAAAGAUCUCUCUCAACCUUCCUCGGACAGAGCAGACACACUAAGGCGGCUUAUGCAGAACUUGGGAAUCAGUUUGUUUCCAUCUGCUGGCACUCAGGAGGCUGAAGCUGUCCCGGAGACAGUGAGAGCUCCACAAGAUUCUACCACAACCCCACAUCCUCAUCCUGAUCCUGAAUGGGGGAACAACAAUGAUCAUGAAGCUGAGAGCAAUGAUCCUAAUGUUCAUGAUCCGGAUGAGCAGAUGCAGCAAGAGGCUGACCAAACCACUGAUGUGAACUCUGGAGGAGUCGAAUCAAGUGGACAAGAAGAUGUACAAGAGGUGCAGCAGCUUAGGAGAAGCACAAGACAGAGGAAACCGGUUUCAAACUGGAACAACACUAGAGUAUACUUCAACGCAGAGGCAAUAGCUCAUCCACCCAGUGCCAAAGAAAGAAGACCAGGCUGGUGGCAAGGGGAUACACACAAGUGUAUGGAGAAGACUAUCUAG
This is a messenger RNA of Brassica napus (rape), 1671 nucleotides long. RefSeq lists its product as uncharacterized. The record is from RefSeq and is a predicted model, not a curated record. The transcript has 5 exons. Gene Ontology annotation, molecular function: nucleic acid binding. Bases 1 to 1671 code for a protein of 556 amino acids. NCBI's taxonomy places the organism in Eukaryota, Viridiplantae, Streptophyta, Magnoliopsida, Brassicales, Brassicaceae.